This is a messenger RNA of Meriones unguiculatus (Mongolian gerbil), 1994 nucleotides long. RefSeq names its product glutathione synthetase (gene Gss). The record is from RefSeq and is a predicted model, not a curated record. Gene Ontology annotation, biological process: glutathione biosynthetic process. The transcript is spliced from 13 exons. The coding region runs from base 133 to 1557 and encodes 474 amino acids. NCBI's taxonomy places the organism in Eukaryota, Metazoa, Chordata, Mammalia, Rodentia, Muridae. Gene Ontology annotation, cellular component: cytosol. Gene Ontology annotation, molecular function: ATP binding; glutathione binding; glutathione synthase activity.
CCCCUCGUCUCUAAGCUCCGCGGGGCGGUCUGCGCAGGCGCGCUGGCUCCUACCGAGGCCCCGCCCCCUGAGCCUGGGUAACGGCGUGAGGAGUUUGAGCUUGGCGAGCAGCUGGACGACGAACGAGUUGAGAUGGCCGCCAGCUGGGGGAGCAUCUUGCAGGAUGAGAAGCAGCUGGAGGAGGUGGCACGGCAGGCCAUAGACCGGGCCCUGGCUGAGGGCGUGUUGCUGAGGUCCUCACAGAGCCCCAGCUCCUCAGACGUGGUGACCUAUGCCCCAUUCACGCUCUUCCCCUCACUAGUCCCCAGUGCUCUGCUGGAGCAGGCCUAUGCUGUGCAGACGGACUUCAACAUUUUGGUGGAUGCUGUCAGCCAGAACUCAGCCUUCCUGGAGCGAACUCUGUCUAGCACCAUAAAAAAGGACGACUAUACUGCCCAUCUCUUUGAUAUCUACAAGCAAGUCCUGAAAGAGGGCAUUGCCCAGACUGUGUUUCUGGGCCUGAAUCGCUCAGAUUACAUGUUCCAGUGCAGUGCAGAUGGCUCCACAGCCCUGAAACAGAUCGAAAUCAACACUAUCUCUGCCAGCUUUGGGGGCCUGGCCUCCCGGACUCCAGCCGUGCACCGACACAUUCUCAAUGUCCUGAAUAAGACCAAAGAAGCUGCCAAGGUCCUCUCCAAUAAUCCCAGCAAGGGACUGGCCAUGGGGAUCGCCAAAGCCUGGGAGCUGUAUGGCUCAGCUAAUGCGGUGGUGCUGCUGAUUGCUCAAGAGAAGGAAAGGAACAUAUUUGACCAGCGUGCCAUAGAGAACGAGCUGCUAGACAGGAGCAUCCACGUGAUCCGGCGAAGAUUUGAGGAUGUAUCUGAAAGGGGUUCUCUAGACCCCAACCGAAGGCUGUUUAUGGAUGGCCAGGAAGUUGCUGUGGUUUACUUCCGAGAUGGCUACAUGCCCAGUCAGUAUAGUCCACAGAACUGGGAAGCACGCCUCCUGCUAGAGAGAUCAUGUGCUGCCAAGUGUCCGGACAUUGCCACACAGCUGGCUGGAACUAAGAAGGUGCAGCAGGAACUGAGCAGGGUGGGCCUGCUGGAGGUGCUGCUCCCAGGGCAGCCUGAGGUUGUGGCCCGCCUUCGAGCUACCUUUGCGGGCCUCUAUUCACUUGACAUGGGUGAAGAAGGGGACCAGGCCAUUGCUGAGGCCCUCGCUGCUCCUAGUCACUUUGUGCUGAAGCCCCAGAGAGAGGGUGGAGGUAAUAACCUAUAUGGAGAGGAAAUGGUACAAACUCUGGAGCAGCUGAAGGACAGUGAGGAGAGAGCCUCCUACAUCCUCAUGGAGAAGAUUGAACCUGAGCCUUUUGAGAACUGCCUUCUACGGCCUGGAAGCCCUGCCCAAGUGGUCCAGUGCAUCUCAGAGCUGGGUAUUUUUGGUGUCUAUGUCAGACAGGGAACAACACUUGUGAUGAACAAGCACGUGGGGCAUCUGCUUCGAACCAAAGCCACCGAACAUGCAGAUGGAGGUGUGGCAGCAGGAGUGGCAGUCCUGGACAACCCCUACCCUGUGUGAGGGCACACUCGGGACUUCACCCAAGAGACCUUCUAUCCCUUGUACUUGGCAUUCCUCUAAACUCUCCUGAGGGGCUCUCCUACCUUAUGGGAGCUUGUUUCUUCCAUCGACCUCCAGGGUCUUCAGGGAAGGGAAAGUCCUGGGUACCUUCUCUCGGCCUUCUGUCUGAAGUGAUAGAUGUCACUUCUGUCUGAAGGCUGAGAGAAGCUAUGAUUCCAUUAGCAGAGUUCUAGAGGUCCCAGAUCUUUGGAGUGUGGGAAUGGAAGCUGCUGUGAGGCAAAGGGCCAUAAACUUGGCAAAUCUUCAUCACCCUCUCACCAACCUUUCCCACAGGUCCUAGUGCCUUGACUUGGGAUAGCACUGAGUGGCAGGAGGAAGGGGGUAGAAAGGCAUAGACUUCCCCAGCUCUGCCCUAAAUAAAACAACUGAUUCAAUGA